AUUCGUAUAAAAGCGCCGGAGGUGGCCCUCAAACGGUACAGUCAGUUGAGAACUUUUGUUGAAUUGCCAUCUCUCCGUCCUUGAAAAUGAAGACUUUCGUUUGUUUAGUUUUGGUCGCCACCUGCGCCCUUGCGAUCCCGCUCAACCAGGAGCAGUCCGAGUCUACGGACGCCCCAUCCAACGGACACUAUGGAGAUCGAAUCCAAUCGUCAACGAAGCAGACUGCUCAAGCCACCCAGAACCAUCCCGCCGCUUCUCAUCCCAAGCGUCACACUCCGGCUUCGCUGAGCGCCUCCACCGAUUCCAAGACCGACGGAACGUCCACCGGAUCCAGCAAUGACCAGCCGCAGACCCGCCCCACCCAGCUCAAGUCCUCGGACAACCUGAGCCAGACAACGUCGUCUUCCUCGACCUCGGCUCCUCCGUCCGCAAACUCCCAUGCCGUCAAGACCAAGCGUGACACCCAGAGCGCCCCAGCUGUUCCGGCCACCGUCGCCGCUAGCCAGGUCCCCAGUGCCACCCCCAAGAAGCCCGUCACCAAGGCUCCGAUUGCCGCCCGAGUGACCAAGGCUCGCCGUGAUCUUCCCACCUCGUCCAACGGAGCCACCAUCAAGAAGCAGACGCUGCCAAUCAAGAGCUCUUCGGCGACCCCAGCCCAGGUUGCUGCCAUCAACAACGCUGGUCAACCGGCCAAGGCGGUCGUCCCGGCUGUGGCUGCUAGCACCAAGAACUAAGCUCAUCUCUUAAAUUGUUGAUGUGUAGUGCUGAAAAAGCACUCGAGUGAUGGUUUUAACUAUGUUAUCAAGUAUUUAAUAAAAGUUUGUUGAAUUUUUGCAUAUCAAAA
Messenger RNA from Culex quinquefasciatus (southern house mosquito), 844 nucleotides. RefSeq names its product salivary glue protein Sgs-3. Lineage: Eukaryota; Metazoa; Arthropoda; Insecta; Diptera; Culicidae. The record is from RefSeq and is a predicted model, not a curated record. Bases 87 to 734 code for a protein of 215 amino acids. The transcript is spliced from 2 exons.